GUAAAAUAAUUUAAUUUUCCAUGACAACAGCGUAAAAUUAAUUUAUGGGAAUUUAUGUACAUGCUUUACAGCUAGCAAAGAAUUUGCAAGUGAUUAAUUUGAGAAAGUGUUUACAAUGUUACAGUUCAAAAUAAAAAAAUCCUUUACGUUUUACGUUAAAGUAUUCGUUACUUUAGGUGUAUAUUUUUUGCAUUUUCUAAAUCAUAUUAAUUGCUUAGAAGCUCCGCAAAUAACUCUUCCUGGCCAGGGCAUAAUUGUUGGGACUUAUUUAAAAAUGUUUCGGGCACAAAAUAUUAAAGCAUAUUUAGGAAUAAGAUAUGCACGCGCUUUACGUUUUUCACCGCCAGAAUUAGAUAUGUCUGAAUGGCAAGGAGUUCUGAACGCAACAAGAUUUGCUCCGUUUUGCUGGCAAAAUCCUUCCAAUGUAAAAAACACGAUAUUGCAUAACCUUCUCAGAAAUAAAGUCGCUGGAGACUAUGAUAUUACCUAUGAUGAAGAUUGUCUGAAUUUAAAUAUUUUUGUUCCAGAUGGAUCACCCGGUGUUAAAGGAUAUGCUGUAAUAUUUUGGAUACAUCCUGGAGAUUUUUCACAUGGAUCACCAAUAGACAUUGAACCCUUCCAGAUCGUGUUUAAGCAAAAAAUAAUAGUUGUGACGUUUUCAUACCGCUUAAAUAUUUUUGGUUUUCUAUCAACGGCGGAUGGUGAAGCCCAAGGUAACUUCGGAUUAAUGGAUCAGUCUGCUGCGCUGUUUUGGGUGAAAAAAAAUAUCAAUCAUUUUGGCGGAAAUGAAAAUAAAAUUACAAUAAUGGGACACUCCGCGGGGGCGGUUAGUGUCGGAUUGCACUUAAUAUCUGAAGAAUGGUCAAAAGGUGGUUAUUCAGGGGCAAUUAUGAUGUCUGGAAAUCCAAUAACUGACAAAGUCGUGCGCGAUCCGAAAGUUUAUACCGAAUCAUUGGACUCAAUAUCAACACUAUUUGGCUGUAAUAGAAGACCAACGUCAAUGCUUUUAACGUGUUUGAAAAAAGUUGAUGCAAAAACACUCAUAACAAAUCUUCCAGAAGUGGAAUGGGGGCCUGUAAUCGAUUAUGGCCUUAGCAAUACAUCAGCUCACUUCAUUAAAGACUAUCCUCAAAAAAUAUUCAAAGAUGGAAACUUUCAAAAAGUUCCCAUUUUAAUCGGCGCAACCAAUAUGGAGGACAUUUUUAAUUUGGUUGACGAUAUAACAAAUCCCAAGUUAAAUGGUGAUGACUUUCUUCAUGUUGUUGAUGAAAUAUCUAAACAUGACCUUAAAGCUAAUACUGAAAGUGAUGAAAACUGUACAAAUUCUCAAAUAAUAAUCGAUGCAGUAACGUAUAUGUAUCCAACACAAGGGGAAGGAGUUAACAUUCUUAAACAACUUACAAAUUUCCAUACGGACCGUAUGUAUAUUGCACCAUUAUUUUUUAUGGCAGAUGUAUUAGGCAAAGGAAAUAAGGUGUUCGCGUAUUUAUUUAGUGUUCGUCCUCAAACUCAAUUUAUCGACCUGCCUGAAUGGGUGGGUGUACCUAAGUUUUUUGAUCAGAUAUUUGUAUGGGGCGUUCCCUAUAUGAACAAUACCAGCAUUCUGAAAGAGUGGAAUUCGAGCGACAAAAAAAUAGCAGAUGUCGUGAUGACAAUGUGGGCGAACUUCGCAAAAUCUGCGGACCCUAUUAUUUCAAAUGUAUAUGUCAAAUGGAAUUCAUUUACAGGUGAAAACAAUACUGUUUUAAUAAUAAAUCAGAAUUUUAAUUCGGAACAGGUAAAUAAUAUGCUUACCGUGAGGUUUUGGAACAAUUAUUAUCCGAGUUUAGUGAAAUUUGCCGCUAAUUGCUGUGAAGUUGCAAAUACCGCAAUUUCAAUUUUUGUUAACAAUAGACAUUCAGUAACUUUUUCACUAAAUUUCAGCAUUAUUUCCGCACUUAUAGUUGUUAAUAUUUUUCUAAUGAAAUAUAUAGGAUGUGUACAUGUUAUCUGCAUAUAUAUAUAAUACAAAAAAUAGUAAAUAAUUA
Bactrocera tryoni is the source of this 2027-nucleotide messenger RNA. RefSeq names its product cholinesterase. Bases 116 to 2005 code for a protein of 629 amino acids. Gene Ontology annotation, biological process: synaptic vesicle endocytosis; neuron cell-cell adhesion; modulation of chemical synaptic transmission. The record is from RefSeq and is a predicted model, not a curated record. NCBI's taxonomy places the organism in Eukaryota, Metazoa, Arthropoda, Insecta, Diptera, Tephritidae. The transcript has 2 exons. Gene Ontology annotation, molecular function: signaling receptor activity; neurexin family protein binding. Gene Ontology annotation, cellular component: postsynaptic membrane; synapse; cell surface.